AUGCCUUCUGGUCUGCAGAAGACGACGCGCAGCAAGACGAAGCGAACGAAUGUUAAGAGCGGCAAGCCUGAGUCUUCGACGACAUCUUCCUCAACACGCUCGGCUUGUCAACACCAGUAUCUGGACUCGGGAGAGCAGACGGCCAUCGAGAGCUGGAACAACACCGUACCGCAGAAGGCAAUGAAGGCGAACGAGAUGCCGGAUGAGCGGGACCCGGUGAUACAGGCGUAUCUGGAGGCGAAGCUGUCGCUGUUCCAGAAGGCUGCGGUCAAUAAUGGCGCCUAUCGCAGAAGUCAGAGUGCGAGUACUGUUGGGUCUGGGAAGUCAUGA
Molecule: messenger RNA, 330 nt
Organism: Saxophila tyrrhenica
Lineage: Eukaryota; Fungi; Ascomycota; Dothideomycetes; Mycosphaerellales; Extremaceae
Exons: 1
Coding region: 1-330 (109 amino acids)
Source: RefSeq, a predicted model, not a curated record